AAACUUUGUAGUAUAAAAGAAAUACGGAGAAUUGUGAAGACAUCUAAUUGAUCACCCAAAUCAACCAAGAAAAAAUAUGAAAUUCUUCGUAGCAUUCGUCGCCCUCGUGGCAGUCGCCGUCGCCAGCCCCCUGGUAAAGCCCGUCAGCAGUGACAUCGAGGCUCUGGAGGCUAUCGUGGCCGCCAUCAACAGCCCCAACACCGACCCCGCCACCGCCGCCCUCCUCGAGGAGCAGCUUCAGGACGUCCUCGGAUCUCUGGACCUCCACCCCAUCUCCGUUGGACCCGCCAUCGUCCUCCCCGAGCCCAUCGCUGUUGGACCCGCUAUCAUCCCCGAGCCCAUCUCUGUUGGACCCGCCAUCGUUGACUUCCCCCUCCCCGAAGGCGCUCUAGCUCCCAUUGUUGCUCCCUCCCCCGUAGCCAUCAUCGACGGACCCGCCCCCGUCUCUGACUCCAGCAGCGCUCCUCUGGUCCAGAUCAUCUUGAACAUCAACCAAGCUUCUGCUGGUUCCGUUCCCGUCGACGCUGUCAUCGGUCACGAGCCCGUGCAGGUUGUUGAGACCGCUCCUAUCCCCGUUGAGCCUGUCCAGGUUGUGGAGAUCUCUCCUGAGCCCGUCCAGGUUGUGGAGGUCGCCCCCGUACCCGCUGAGCCCGUCAUCAUUGGAGUCCCCGUCAUCCCCUCCCCCGCCAUCACCCUCCCCGAGGAGCUCAACUAAGAAGUUAAACAUCAGUUCUCACGAUUAUUGUUUCCAGAAAUUGUAUUUUUACAUGUGAUUCAAUAAGAGAUUUUAGUACUUA
This is a messenger RNA of Trichoplusia ni (cabbage looper), 797 nucleotides long. Its product is annotated as actin cytoskeleton-regulatory complex protein PAN1-like. Lineage: Eukaryota; Metazoa; Arthropoda; Insecta; Lepidoptera; Noctuidae. The coding region runs from base 77 to 715 and encodes 212 amino acids. The transcript has 2 exons. The record is from RefSeq and is a predicted model, not a curated record.